AUGAAGCUUCAAUCAUUGGUCGCGCUUCUGGGGGGUGCCCAUCUAGCCCUAGCCUGGCUUCCCACCGACCAAGGCCGGAGUCUCUCGACCUUCACCAAUACCCAGACCACAAAGAUCCGUGGCGUCAAUCUGGGGUCCCAUUUCAUCAUGGAGAAAUGGAUGGCCAGUACCGAAUGGUCCAGUUUGGGCUGCGACGACUACAAGAGCGAGUGGGAUUGCGUGAAAGGCAUCGGACAGGACGCGGCCAAUGCAGCUUUCAAGAAACAUUGGCAGACGUGGAUCACUAAGGAUGAUAUUACUCGGAUGGUAUCCUAUGGACUUAACACGAUCCGCAUCCCAGUCGGCUUCUGGAUGCACGAAGAGCUAAUCAAUGACAACGAGUACUACCCACGCAACAACGCGAUCGAGGAUCUGACCAACGUCUGCCAAUGGGCGUCCGACGCUGAUAUGUAUAUCAUUAUUGAUCUCCACGGGCUGCCGGGCGCUCAGGAGCCUAACCAACCUUUUACCGGUCGGUACGUAGACCCGCCACAAUUUUACCAAAGCGACGAAAACGCCGAACGAGCAUACAAGUUCUACGAAUGGAUACUCGAGCAAAUCCACACCAAUCGCUCUGCAUUCAAAAAUGUGGGCGCCCUGGAACUUGUCAACGAGCCUCUCCAGAACACGGAGAAUGGUGACACAAACUGGAUGGUCGAGCAUUUCUAUCCGACCGCUAUUGAUCGCAUUCGGGCCAAAGAAUCGGACCUGGGUGUUUCAGGUGCUGAUGCGUUGCAUGUUACUGUCAUGGACGACAAAUGGGACUCAGGUGGUAAUCCCACUCGCUCUCUUAACGACACUCAAAAGAAGAAUCUCCUGUUCGACGAUCACAAUUAUGAGAUCUAUCUGGUUCGCAACGCCAAGACAAUAGACGAUAUGAUUACGGAUGCAUGCGGUGAUAACCGCACGUCCAGUGUUAGUCCUAAGAUUGUGGGAGAGUGGAGCUUGGCGUUUGAUAAUACAGGCGACAACUUCCUGCCCAUGACCGGGGAUCAUGCAAAGUCGUACUCGAAGUGGUUCUCGGCGCAGCAGAGACGGUAUGAGGCGCUUGAUGGGUGGGUCUUUUGGUCGUGGAAGACCGACGACUUGCCUAAUGUUGAGCAGUGGAAUUAUCAGAAGGCUGUUGACGCGGGUAUCAUUGACAAGGAUUUGAAUGUGCAGUAUGAUCAAAAUCCGUGCUAG
Messenger RNA from Aspergillus caelatus, 1221 nucleotides. Its product is annotated as glycoside hydrolase family 5 protein. Gene Ontology annotation, molecular function: beta-glucosidase activity. The record is from RefSeq and is a predicted model, not a curated record. The coding region runs from base 1 to 1221 and encodes 406 amino acids. Lineage: Eukaryota; Fungi; Ascomycota; Eurotiomycetes; Eurotiales; Aspergillaceae. Gene Ontology annotation, biological process: glucan catabolic process. Gene Ontology annotation, cellular component: cell surface; extracellular region. The transcript has 5 exons.